AUGGGAAAUUGGUGUAUAAAUGCGUCGCAAAAAAUCCAAAGCAUUUCAGGUAAGUUUCAUUUAGACCUGCAGUAUUUCAACUCAGUGUCUCUCAAAGUAGCCGAUCGCGAUCACGUCGGGCACAUUACUGGAGAAAGCCAAUGCUUUGUUCACCUUCCAGGUCCAAUCCAUCAGCAAAGUCUUCUUACUACUGUUUAUAAAUUACCUUUAAGAAUAUGUGGUAGCGUUCUCCCAAGUCUAAAUCAUCUCGAUGGCAAGGCAAGUCCUUCGCUAGACACCUAUGCAAUCCUUUCCAAAAAUGGUUGCCUCUUCUGCAUCCUUUUUGAUGGGCACGGAACAGAAGGUGGCAAAAUUGGGCUCCAUGUCAUUUCUAGCUUUUUGAUAGCCUGUUUGACCCAAAAUUUUUGAUAAUCAGAUAUUGUUCUCAAAAAAUUAUUAAUUUUUUGACUAAAAAUCUACUAGAAACUGUCUAACUAUAAAACAAAAUUAUGAACGGCAAAAUCAUUGCUUUUUGCAAAAAGUUUAUGCUUGACUUUUUCUCAGAAAAUUUCCAGAAGUUUGAAGAAUCACCUAAAGAGACCAUUAUUGAGAUGGUGCAUCAGUGUGAUGAAAAAUUAAGCCAAAGCGGGAUCAGCUGCUCACUGUCUGGAUGUACAGCAGUUGUGCUUGUUAUGAACAAAGAAGGGAUCCAUGUAGGGAGUGUAGGCCACCCACAAGCAGUUUUAGCGAGUUUACCUAGUGACGACUCGCCUACACAAAAUGAUGAAGCAUCUAUAGAAAUAGGUGAUGAAAUUGAGGCGACCCAGUAUAUCAGAAGUAUAGAGCCAUCAAGGAUUUUAGCACCUAUUGCAUUGACGCUGAAGCAGAAGCCAAAUCAUGAAAUAGAAUUUAAAAGAAUAACUGAAGCUGGAGGAAUCGUGGAAAGAAUGGUAGAUGAUUUAGGACAGCCUAUUGGGCCAUAUAGAGUUUGGUUGAACCCAGGAAACCUGCCUGGAUUAACAACUUCAAGGACUAUUGGUGAUGCUCUUGCUAAAGAAAUUGGUGUAAUCUCUACACCAAUCUGCAACUCUUUCAAAAAAUUUAUAAGCUUUUUUUCCCUGAAUAGACUAUAAAAUAUCCAUCAAUUUUUAAAAAUAAUUUAUAAUAAGCCAUUCAGAAAACAAGCUUUAUACCGGAGCUGACCAGUUUAUUGUAAUUGCCAGCAAUGGAAUUUGAGAUGUCAUGGACCAAACUGAAGUCAUCAAUUUUGUUGAAAAAUUCAGGACAUCUUGCAAAGGGAAGUCAGCUGAUUAUCCAGCUAACGCUACAAACUCGUCAAUUGCAAGACUAUUGUGCGAAGAAGCGAGAUAUAGGUGAUUUGGGAUCGUGGAAAAACAAAAUGCGAUGAUUGAUGAUAUUUCAUGUAUAAUUAUUGAGUUAAGUAAUGUAGUCCCAACAAUGCCAACAGGAGAGUCUGCAAAGGUGACAGCUUCAAGAGCACUAGAGCCUUGGAAAACAAUUGCUAUUGAUAGUGAAGUUUAUGUGGCCAAUAAACAUGCGAUAAGAAAUGACCCUGCGAGAGGAAGUAUGACGACUGGAGAAAUCCAUAACGAAAUUAUUGAAGCUGCCAUGGAAAUUAUUAGAGAAAAAGAAGAAGAGGGAGAAUCAAAUCAAAACGCGUUGGAGCUACUUUAA
Blepharisma stoltei is the source of this 1674-nucleotide messenger RNA. NCBI's taxonomy places the organism in Eukaryota, Ciliophora, Heterotrichea, Heterotrichida, Blepharismidae. The record is from the annotation of a GenBank genome assembly.